Molecule: messenger RNA, 3889 nt
Organism: Eublepharis macularius
Lineage: Eukaryota; Metazoa; Chordata; Lepidosauria; Squamata; Eublepharidae
Gene: ZNF219
Product: zinc finger protein 219
Exons: 5
Coding region: 213-2540 (775 amino acids)
Biological process (GO): regulation of DNA-templated transcription
Cellular component (GO): nucleus
Molecular function (GO): DNA-binding transcription factor activity, RNA polymerase II-specific; RNA polymerase II cis-regulatory region sequence-specific DNA binding
Source: RefSeq, a predicted model, not a curated record
GAGGGGGGAGCCCCAUUGGCGGGGAGGCUGCUCGCCCCGGCCCAGCCCCGACGACGCGGCGGGUCCCCGGAGCGCCCCCCUCCUCCGCGCCGCCUCGCCGUGCGCCCUGCCCAUGGUCUCGUGUACAUUCCUAUCGGGUGUGAGAUGCCAGGCGACAUCCCAGUGGUGGCUCUUUCUGCAGUCAAGGACUGAAGCAUGUGAGCAGGAACACCAUGGAGGGUGCAGAUUACGAGAUGCCUUCUGCCAAGCCAGCUAGCUUGUCCCUUCCUUCCCCAUCCUCAUUGUCUUCCUGUGAUGGAGCUGAUGCCCUGGCUUUCAAUGGGGAGCUUGACCUGCAAUGCUACUCCAAUGGGCCAGGGGGGUCAGGGGGUGAAGCCCGCCCUUACCCGUGCCCCAUUUGUGGCAAGCGUUUCCGCUUCAACAGCAUUCUGGCCCUGCACACUCGCAUCCACACUGGGUCCUACCCUCUCACCUGCCCCUAUUGUGGCCAUCGGGCAGGGCAGCGUGCCAGCCUGCGCGUCCACCUGCGCUCCCAUUGCCCUGAGGCUCGUGCCCGCCUUGGCCACCAGAGCCGCCUGCUGCUCGAACUGGAGGAGCGGGCUCUUCUGCGGGGCCAAGAAGAAGAGGAGAAGGACGAGAGAAGGCCAGCUCCUCCUGUCCCACGCCCACCCCGGCCCACCUUCCGCUGCCCUUUUUGCAAGGGCAAAUUCCGCACGGCAGCUGAACGAGAGCGCCACCUACGGAUCCUUCACCAGCCGUACAAGUGCGGGCAGUGCUCCUUUGCAGCCGCCCAUGAGGCAGAUCUUCAGUGGCAUAAUCAGCAGGCUCACAGCCUCCCCACCAACAGGCCCCCCACUCCUCCUGCCCCUAACCCUCCUGCUGCAGUUCUGUCCACCCCUCCUGUCUCUACCCCCUCCACUCCUGCACCCUCUGCACCAACUGAGUUCCGCUGCCAGGUGUGUGGCCAAGCCUUCACCCAGUCCUGGUUCCUCAAAGGUCACAUGCGGAAGCACAAAGACUCCUUUGACCACAAGUGCCAGGUGUGCGGCCGUGGUUUUAAGGAACCCUGGUUCCUCAAAAAUCACAUGAAGGUUCAUCUCAGCAAGCUGGGCCUUCAGAGUGAACAAAGAAGGCCGGGAACAGGACGGUCACCACAGAGCUUACUUGUAGGAUGCGAGGCCCUCUACCCUUCGCUCCUGUCCCCUCGGCCCACAGACAAGGCUAGCACGGGUAAUUUCCUGGGCUAUGGUGAUGCCAGCUGUGCUGAGAGACUGCAGGCCACUGCCCGAGCAGUGGAGAGUGGCCAGCAGUGGAAGGAGCGCCCUUACGCGGGAGAGCCCAAGCUUGCGAGAGAUAACCCUGGAGGGACCCAUCGUUGCCCAGACUGCACACGGAGCUUUACCACAUUCCAGCAGAUGGCACUGCAUCGCCAAAGCCACCUGUCCCGAGACAGGGAGUGGAGCAAGGGACAGUCACUGGGUUCUCAACUUCUCACUGGACACUGGCUGCCCACAAAUGUUAGAGCCUCCACUACGAGCAACACCAGCCCAGCUCUGCUGACGCAAGGGGAAAAGGAUGUGCAGGGGCAGUCACGCCGGGGCUCUGGGAAAGAUUGCCCAUUCUGUGGAAAGUCCUUUCGCUCCUCCCACCAUCUCAAGGUGCACCUCCGUGUCCACACAGGUGAGCGCCCGUACAAAUGUCCUCACUGUGACUAUGCUGGCACUCAGUCUGGCUCUCUCAAGUAUCACUUGCAGCGCCACCACCGGGAGCAAAAGAGUGCUGCUGCAGCAGCUGCCGCUGCCGCUGCCGGAACACUGGAACGGUGCCACAUACCCCUUGCUCCCACUGCAGUCUCUGCCUUUCCUCCAACGCAGCACACCAAGAGCCAUGGGCCCUUCCUACCCCUGGGGGGCUUGGGUGCUGCUCGGUCCCGUCCGUCCCGUCGCAAACCGCUGCUCAAUGGGAAGGCCGACUUCCAGCCCUUGGACCUGUCGCUGCGCCCAGCCUUGGCCGGAGGAGCUCUCCACCGCUGCCAGUUUUGCCCAUUUGCCACCUCAGCUCCUGAGCUUAUGGACUUACACCUUCAGGUCCACCACAGCCGAAAAGCCCGAACCCGCCGCUGCUCCCACACUGCUCCUAAGCCCCGUGUGGUGGUGCAGGAGGAGGAGGAGGAGGAGGAAGAGGAAGAGGAGGAGCAGGAGAUAUCAGAACCUCAGAGCCCCCAGCUGAAAGGACCCAAGUCCCUAAGUCCAAAGGGGGAGGCGACCAAACUCCAGAAGCGCUGGCAUUUGGAAGACCAGGAUGAGCCACCCAGACCCGAGCUGCCUCGAAGGAAGCAGUCUUCUGACGGAGCGGUAGUUGUUGCCAGUGUCUCUCCUGGAGCUCAGCAGGAUUGGGAUAGUCUGUCGCAAGACUCUGAGGAGCCAAUACCUGAGGAGGAAUUGUCUGGCCCCCAGGUCCCAAAGGGGGCAGCACAUCAGGAGGCAUCUAAAGCAGGCCAGGGCCUCAUGGAAUUGCAGUUGGAGCCAGUGCAGGCUUGAGUACAUCGCCUCUGCAUAUUUAAACCAGUUUCAAACCUGUUUAACUGUCAUGACAACUCCUGACCCAAAGGACUCUGGGAACUGUAGUUCUGUUCCAUGAAAUGGCACUCUAAUGGAGACUUUUCAACACUUGUACAAAACUACAGUUCUCAGAGUUCUGGAGGGUAAAGUUGAAGGGGAGGGGCCUUGUAGCUUAGAGCUUUGCAUGCAGAAGGCUCCAGGUUCAAGCAAUUCCUUGGUUAAAAGAGGUUAAAAGAGGCCUGCAUUUUUGGAGAGGUGCUGCCAGUCAAAGCAGACCGUACUGGGCUAGAUAGACCAGUGGUCAGAUUCCAUAUAAGGCAACUUCAUACAUUCAUUAGACAGUUAAACCAGUUUCAAACCUGUUUACAUUUGUAGCAUAGAUGUGCUGAGACCAGAAGAGACAGAUAGAAAGACGCUACCCCACAAGCAACAGGGUUCCAUGCCCAUCUGUGAGAAGUGUUGGGGUAGGAGGUAGUGGGGGUGUCAGCUUUUUCAGAAGUAAGUCUCUCUCUGCCUUUUAACAGCAACAAGACAGAUGGGAAUUCAAGAGGCACUCGCCCUCUCUGUCAUUGAAACUGUUAAAGGCACAGAACCCUGACGGGAAAAAGUGAUCACCCAAGAAGGUAGAGGCUGUGAUGUGGCCUAGGUGUGAAGUUGGGUGAAAAGCAAGUGAUACUGUAGCAGUCUUUUUUAGUCAAACAGGGUUUUGGGGUAAGGUGGCUGGAAUACACGAGAUUCCAGCCUCUUGCUCGUGCCUCAGUUCUGGGUUUGCCGCUGUUUCCUUUGGGUGCCGCUGCCUGAGGAUUCGGGCCCUUUCACUAUCUAAAUUGGUGGCACAGGGGCAGGAUUGAGAGGUUUCCUGUGGGACCAGACUCCUCUAAGUGGACUGGUUUUGUAAAAGGGGAGAAUUACUGCAGGUGCAGCUUUCGUUUCCAUUGUGCUGCCAUGAUGGGAAAAAUUGUACCUGCCCAAUUUCUUCUUUCUCUGUUGCUAUCAAGGGGCAGAGAAGCCCUGUCCCUAGGAACCCUGUUGACCCUGAAGAGCCACAGAGGCAGAGGGGCCAUAGGCUGUACCAGCCACUCGGCUUGCAGGGACUUUAUCCUCUUGAGUACCAUGUGAGGCAGCCCAUCUUCAGAGCAAGUGGGGAAUACAGUCUCCUGUGCUUAGCCAGUGGCCCAGUUCCCAGUAUCUUGUCUCUGUAGCGGCCCAGUGACAGAGCUUUGUUUCUGUAGUAACCUGGCACAGCAGGGAGCGUGACAACUUCUAGAGUUUUCUAUUUUUUUAUUGUUUUUUCUUGUAGAAAAUUUGAAACUGGAAAUAAAAAUUAA